Messenger RNA from Nymphaea colorata (pocket water lily), 1680 nucleotides. Its product is annotated as beta-1,6-galactosyltransferase GALT31A-like. The coding region runs from base 298 to 1533 and encodes 411 amino acids. Gene Ontology annotation, molecular function: hexosyltransferase activity. The transcript has 11 exons. Gene Ontology annotation, cellular component: Golgi membrane. The record is from RefSeq and is a predicted model, not a curated record. NCBI's taxonomy places the organism in Eukaryota, Viridiplantae, Streptophyta, Magnoliopsida, Nymphaeales, Nymphaeaceae.
UUUCUCCCUCUCUCUCUUCCCUCCACCCUCGAAAGCGACGAGUUGCAGCAGAGCAGCUCUGCCAGAAAAGGAAAGGCUGGCUCCCCCGCAUUGGCAUGAUGGGAGUAGGGGGGUCGACGAUUUGAAUAUUGAAACGCCAUCCUUUCGUUUUCAUUUCCGACGCCAAAUGCUUGCGAACUCGUUUGAUGUGAAACAAUUUUCACUGUUGUGAAACAUGUGGUUGAAGUCAGGUUGAAGGAAUCAGCAAGAAGCGAGCACCUGAGGAAGCUCCGGUUUUGUUUCUCUCUCUCCUUCUCGAUGAUGGGGUUGCCUGUUGGAGGAAGGAAUCAAAGGGGACCAGGUGGUGUUGGUGGGAUCAGCACCAGAUGGCUCACUCUCUUCUGCAUUUCCAGCUUCUGCUUUGGUGCUCUCAUUUCCAACCGGAUUGGGAGUUCUGAUCCAGUUAAAGUAAAUGAGAAAGCUGAGUCUCUCAAGGAUUAUCAUGAAGCGAGCAUCAAUGUUGCUGCCGACUGUGACACCAAGAAUAGCGAGACUUCUAUUCAUGCUGCAAACAUCCUUAGUCAGGUCUCAAGGACACAUGAUGUAAUCAUGACUUUGGAUAAGACAAUCUCCAGUUUGGAGAUGCAACUGGCUGCAACUAGGGCAGCACAGGCAACCAACCUAAAUGGUCCUCCUGCAGUUACAAACCAAGGAGCUGAAAUUCCAAGAGAACGUCCAAAAGUUUUCUUUGUUAUGGGCAUCAUCACUGCAUUCAGUAGUCGGAAGCGCCGGGACUCUAUCAGAGACACAUGGAUGCCACAAGGAUCAAAACUUAAACAAUUAGAAAAGGAAAAAGGAGUUAUCAUACGGUUUGUUAUUGGCCACAGUGCAACUUCUGGGGGUGUUCUGGAUCGUGCUAUUGAUGCAGAGGAGGCACAACACCAAGACUUCUUGCGAUUGAAUCAUGUAGAAGGUUACCAUGAGUUAUCUUCCAAGACUCAAAUAUACUUCUCAACUGCAGUGGCGAAGUGGGAUGCUGAUUUCUUCAUCAAAGUUGACGAUGAUGUGCAUGCAAAUCUAGGCAUGAUAGCCUCUACCCUGAUGCGUCAUCGUGCAAAACCUCGUGUUUAUAUUGGGUGUAUGAAGUCUGGACCUGUUUUAGCACAAAAGGGGGCUAAGUAUCAUGAACCAGAAUACUGGAAAUUUGGUGAAGAGGGAAACAAAUACUUCAGACAUGCAACUGGGCAGUUAUAUGCAAUCUCUAAAGAUUUGGCAACCUACAUUUCCAUAAACAGGCCUAUUCUGCAUAAAUACGCAAAUGAAGAUGUCUCUCUUGGUUCUUGGUUUAUUGGUCUAGACGUGGAGCAUAUCGAUGACCGGAACCUCUGCUGUGGAACACCACCAGAUUGUGAGUGGAAGACUCAAGCUGGAAAUCCUUGUGCUGCAUCAUUUGAUUGGAGCUGCAGUGGCAUUUGCAAGUCUGUUGAGAGGAUGCAAGAAGUGCAUGAGCGCUGUGGCGAGGGCGAAGGUGCUGUUUGGAAUGCCAUCUUCUGAAUUCUCAUCUCCCCACAUUAAGCUCCUCUCUGCAGUGCAUGUUCAAAAGAAGCCAUAAGCGGUGUCGAUUGAAGUAUACCUCCAUGAUUUUGUAUCAUAAUACCGUGACAUUUUCUUCAUUCUUUUCUAGCUUUUGCCUUUUUGUCU